This is a messenger RNA of Malania oleifera, 820 nucleotides long. Its product is annotated as BON1-associated protein 1-like. The record is from RefSeq and is a predicted model, not a curated record. NCBI's taxonomy places the organism in Eukaryota, Viridiplantae, Streptophyta, Magnoliopsida, Santalales, Ximeniaceae. Bases 36 to 593 code for a protein of 185 amino acids. The transcript has a single exon. Gene Ontology annotation, biological process: defense response.
CAUUAAUUCAGCACUUCUUCUUUAAUUUAAACAACAUGGACUUCACUCCUCCGCCGCCGCCGCCGCCGCUGCCUUCGUCUUCGUCCUCUUUGCGAACUCUGGAAAUCAACGUGAUAUCCGGCGAGCGCCUGCGCCUCGGCGCCCGGAGAACGGCCAGGAACGCCUUCGUCACGAUCCGAACGGACCAUUACAACAGCCGGACGACAAGGGUCGAUCCCGAAGGCGGCAGCCACCCGUCUUGGAACGAGAAACUGGUGCUGGAUUUGCCGGUUCACUCCCGGUUCGUGACCGUGGAGGUGCAGUGCAGGGCCGGGUCGGGCAGCCGACCAGUGGGGACGGCGCAGAUUCCGGUAACGGAAUUCUCUGGUGGAUACACGCCGGAGAGCUACCUGCAUUUCUUGAGUUAUCGGUUGAGGAACCCCACCGGGGGUAGGAAUGGGAUUAUAAAUAUUUCGGUGAGAGUGAAAGCGGCGCCGGAGGGUGGUGGCGCAUCGUCGUCGACGGAAUUAUCGAGGCCGUACAGGGAGGAGGGAAGCUUGGCUUGCGGAAAGGAUUCUUGGGGGGUGGUGACUGGAGUCCCGAUUUGGAAUUGAUCAUACAUAUAUAAUAUGAGGCUGCCUACAAUUAGGAACACAACCAUCCCCUCAAAAGUGAGUCUCAAAAGUGUGUAUCUUCUAUUAGCUUGCAACUAAUAAUACUAUUCAAAGAAGAGGCUGAUGUUAGCCCUACGUGUGUCUUGUGCAAGAAGGAAUGUGAAGUAGUUGAUCAUCUCUUUCUAUAUCAUCAUUUCAAUAAGAAGAUUUGUGAGGAUGUUAAAUCA